Molecule: messenger RNA, 7088 nt
Organism: Gadus chalcogrammus (walleye pollock)
Lineage: Eukaryota; Metazoa; Chordata; Actinopteri; Gadiformes; Gadidae
Gene: pde3b
Product: phosphodiesterase 3B
Exons: 16
Coding region: 902-4306 (1134 amino acids)
Biological process (GO): signal transduction
Cellular component (GO): membrane
Molecular function (GO): protein kinase B binding; 3',5'-cyclic-AMP phosphodiesterase activity
Source: RefSeq, a predicted model, not a curated record
GACGUACGCGUUCCCGGGAUCCAAGAUCCAAAUACAAAUACAAGAUCUCAGCUCCAAUAAAUCAAAGUGCCAGCCCAUCUGUCGCGGGAUCUCGGGCUUCACUGCGCCAAUAAGCAAAACCAAUUCAAAGGGAUGGGCCGCCAUAUUUGUCUGUGUCCAUUUAUGUUAUGGGCACAUGUUGGGACGAUAUCAAUUCGAUCGAUAAUCGUUUUAUUUUCCUAGGACUGCGCAACAAGGAUAACUAGCCGAUUCCAGAGCAAUGUUUUUCCAUCGAUGUUAUUUUUCCCAAUAGUUAUUCACCCAUGAGAAAACAACGCUAUACUUUGAAAUGCAACAAAAACUAUGAUCGCAAAACGAAUAAUAUCUGUGGUACCUUGUCUUGUAUGUUUAUGUGUAGUAGGGCUAUACGAUGCCUAAUUCAUCUGCUUAAAUAAUCCUCAAACAAUGUGUCGUUCAACGAUACAUUGUUUCAGCGUCGCAAUUAACGUUUGACACUUAUUUGAAAACAAUACUACUACCUUUAUGUUUAAACGUCGAGCCAACAUUUAUUUUUCUUUAAAGACAUAUUAAAUGUCCGUAACACUUUAGCCACAUGUCGGCCCUUUGCUUAUCGAACGCAUCGACCAAAUCUAUGUUUUAAAACUAAUCCGAACGUUUGGUUAACAAAAACGUAUAAAGGACCAAUCCUACGGAAGAAGCAUGCUCUGAAGUCACUAAAGAUGUAUUGCUGCAGACACCGAAAUCUCAAUUGUCACAUGUAGGCGGCGACACAGAGCACCCUUUCUGUAAAAACAACACCAUACCUACUCUGUCUUCGGUCUUAAGUGCUGUGGCACAUUUGAGUGACCAUGGAGUGCGUUUGCCGUCAUGUAGUUGAGCGUUAAUACGGCACGAUUGCUGGAUGAAGAAAACUUUUGUCUGGAUCAGGUCUGAAGCAAGUGGCGACAGUAGAAACAUGGCUGAAGGAGAUGUUCUGCACAGCAAAAUAAGGCUCCACGAUGGCAUUGGAAGUGUAAACAGCUCCGAGAGCUUCAGGAACGGUUAUGUGAAGAGCUGCGUCACCCCUCUCAAACAGGACCAUCAAAGGGGAUUUUUGUUCAACGUGUGCAGGUUUUGCAACGAAGACAUUCUCAAUUCAAAAUUGUUUAAAAUUUCAGCCCUUUAUGUUGGUGCAUUUAUAUUUUUUCUAGUUUCUUUUAUUUUUUCUAGGGGUUUACAAAGUGACUCGCUUUGGGAUUUGCGGACUUUUUUGUCGGGGUUCUCUCAAUCUAUCAGUCCUUUAUUCAGCAUAGGCUGUGCAUUCUUCUUUUUAACAUUUUAUCUGAGAAGGAAAAAGAAAGAAAGUAAUACCUGUUGGCUCCUAUCACUACCAGCAUCAUGUUUCCUUGGAGAUUUUUUGGUUUUGCGGUUUUUGCAAUGGGGAGAGGACCAACACCAGAUGCAAAUGGUGGGCAGGUUGUUGUUCGUGUUGGGAUGUGUAGGUCUACUUACACUGAUCCCGACUUUGAAACUCAAACACAGUAUUCUUAUACUGUUUUUUGCAAGCGUUGUAUGGUUGGUUUCGUUCACUAGUUUAACCGGCCUGCCUCCAUUAUUAAGGCCAUUCUUUGCUUGCUUUGCUGGGAUAUGUGGCUCACUGUUGGGACUCGGGUUUGACCAUUAUUACCCGUCGAGGGAAGUACCAAAUAGGAUUUCCAGCGCAGAGGAAAAGGUCCCAGUGAUCAGACCGAGGAGGAGGUCCAGUUGCGUUUCAUUGGGAGAGACGUCAACCAGCUAUUAUGGAAGUUGUAAGAUGCCCCGCAGACCCUCCUUGCCAUGCAUAUCAAGAGAACAGAUGAUCUUGUGGGACUGGGAUCUAAAACACUGGUACAAGCCACAGUACCAGGGGGCCGUGAGUGGCAACGGCGUGGACCUGUCGGUCAUCAACGAGGCCAGGAACCUGGUGUCGGAGCUGCUGACGGACUCCUCCCUGCCGCCCCACGCCUCCUCUUCGCUGCGCAGCGUCUCCAGCCUCAUGGGGACCUUCUCCGGGUCCUGCCGCCCGCGGGUCAACCCCUUCACGCCCUUCCCCGGCUUCUACUCCUGCGACCCUGUCGACGACUCGGCUGAGCGGCCCGACAGGAAGUCGUUGAAGGGGCUGAACAGCCGGAACAGCCUACCUACCCCACAGCUCAGACGGGGCUCCACUUCCUCAGCCCUCCCUCCUCUCGACUCUGCCUCCUUGCGUUGGGAGCGCAACAGUGGCAAGAGAGCCCAUCCUGACAUGAACCUGACCAGCUCAGGGUCUCUGUCCAACGGACCCAAUGCCAACCUGCUGACCAUCCCCAAGCAGAGAUCAUCCUCCGUCACCCUCACCUACCACGCAGGCUCCCGAAGAGCAGGGGUGUCCCCCAGCCUGAGCCCUCUGGCGUCUCCCAUGCACAGCCCCGCUACGGCGGGCCCCCCCUCCACCUCCUCCCUGCUCCUGAGCCGCUCCUCACCCGUGGAGUUUCCAGACACGGCCGACUUCCUGACCAAGCCCAGCGUCAGCCUGAGCACGCACAAGCCCAUGGACUUCCAGCAGGCCUACCGUAGCGCCACCGCGUCGCUCUGCACCAGCUGUGGACGUCAGAUGGCGAAGGGAGCGUCCAGUGGAGAUGCUGGAGAGAGCCAGCAGCCCCACACAACCGAUGCUCAACGCAGACGCUCAGCGUGUGAAAGUUUAGAGUUCACGGUGGAGGCGCUGAUCAGGGAGGAGAGCGGGGAGGCCAAGGCCUCCGCAGAGAGGAGGUCCGGCGUGGGGGACCAGGGGCCGGCUGAAGAGGAGAUGGAGGAGGUGGUGGAGGAGGAGGAGGAGACCCCCAGCACAGCGCUCCAGACGCUCCAUUCAGAGGGUAACCAGGAGUUCCAACUAGACCCCCUGCUGGAAGAGCACCACGCCCUCAUGGAGCGCAUCAACAGCUGGAACUUCCAGAUCUUUGACUUGGUGGACCGAACUGGAGGGAAGACGGGGCGAAUACUAAGCUAUGUGACGUACACCCUGUUCCGAGAUACGUGUCUGUUUGAGAUCUUUAAGAUCCCUGUGAAGGAGUUCAUGAUGUACUUUUGUGCCCUAGAGGACGGAUACAGGGACAUUCCUUAUCAUAACAGGGUCCAUGCUACUGAUGUGCUCCAUGCGGUCUGGUAUCUGACCACUCGGCCAAUCCCUGGAUUCCAGCAGAUCCACACUGAACAUGUGACCGGAAGUGACACAGACUCAGACAGCGGCAUCUCACCCGGCAGGGUGUCCUAUGCCUCCUCCAAGAGCUCCUCUAUUUCGGAUGACAGCUACGGCUGCCUGGCCUGGAACAUCCCCGCCCUGGAGCUCAUGGCCCUCUAUGUAGCAGCCGCCAUGCACGACUACGACCACCCAGGUCGCACCAACGCCUUCUUAGUAGCCACUAACGCAGCACAGGCGGUGCUGUACAACGACCGCUCGGUGCUGGAGAACCAUCACGCGGCCUCCGCCUGGAGCCUCUAUCUGUCCCAGCCCCAGUUCAACUUCCUGCUCAACCUUGACCACGUGGAGUUCAAGCGCUUUCGCUUCCUUGUCAUCGAGGCCAUACUCGCCACGGACCUCAAGAAGCACUUUGACUUCCUGGCCGAGUUCAAUGCCAAGGUGAAUGAUGUAAACAGUCCAGGUAUCGACUGGACCAAUGAGAACGACAGGCUGCUAGUGUGCCAGGUCUGCAUUAAGCUUGCAGACAUCAACGGACCGGCCAAAACCCGUGACUUGCACCUCAAAUGGACAGAAGGCAUCGUCAAUGAGUUUUAUGAGCAGGGGGAUGAGGAGGCCAGCCUGGGGUUACCCGUCAGCCCCUUCAUGGACCGCUCCUCGCCACAGCUGGCCAAGCUGCAGGAGUCCUUCAUAACUCACAUUGUCGGACCGCUGUGCAACUCUUACGAUGCUGCAGGCCUCCUCCCUGGUUACUGGAUCAACGAAGAGGAAGGGUCAGAAGAUGAGGAUGAAGAGGGGCCGGUAGACACAGAUACCGACGAAGAUGAGCUCGAUGAGGAACUCUCGCCAAAGAGAAGGAAGGGUCGGCGCAGGUUGUUCUGCAACAUCAUGCAGCAUCUGACGGAGAACCACAAGGUGUGGAAGAAGACCAUAGAGGAAGAGGACAGGAGCAAGGACCUGGGCAAGCAGCAGCAGCAGCAGCAGCAAGAGCGCCUGCCCCCCUGCCUGCCCCCCAAUCAGCCCCCCAGUCUGCCGCCCAGCCUCCCCUCCUCCCCUUCUGAUGACAUCCAGGUCAUCCAGGAGGAGGAGGAGGGAGAGGAACGUCAAUAGAGGGGGACAAAGGACAGAUGAAGAGUGAGAGAGGCUAACAAAGUGUUGCCCAAAAAACGCUCUCUGCCUUUCACCUAACAAACUCAGCUCCACGUAUACGAUAUAUUGUUCACACAAACACACAAGAAUUACACUAUCAUUCACACACACAUUAAACAAACACAGACACACAAACAAAAACACAGAUUAUAGUCUCACGCAUACACACACACACACACACACACACACAUGACACACCCUUCACUGUGCUGACAUGUUGAUGAGUAAAACACGGCCUUACUACUGUGAGCGGACCCCUGCUGUGAUGGCGGGAGCCCCCACUCCUAUGCACUUUCACCCCCCGGAGAGUCAAGGGCUCCCUGGGGGAAGGAAAGCACCAGAACUCUCAGUGAUUGGUGCAAACAGAGAGACAGAUCAGAGAGAGGAAGAAUUCCUCGCUGAAAUGCUGCCUUGAUUGCAGAACGCUUAACUCCUAACCCCCCUUAGGUACAAAAAAAAAGAACUCCGUCUAACAAAAACUUAAAGUUAUGUUAAGGAAAAUCAUGAAUAAGGAAGUGAUUGACAAGUGUACCAAAGUGAACAGUUUGAAACAUGGGAAGAGCAGAGACGGAGAGCCUCCAUGUCAGGUAUAUUUUAGACUUCUAUAUCAAAUGUGCCUGUCUGAACAUAUACCGAGUCCUCAUUGAGUCCACGUUGGCCAAAAUCCUGGGCUUGUGUAGUUCUCUCCCCUUGCUGGUGACACGAAACACUGUAUCAGAGUCAGUCACGAAGACUAUAUGAAUUGUUGACUGACAAAUAGCAUUAUAUCUGCAUCAUUUUGGAUGCUUUUACUCAUGUGUACCACCUGCCUUUUGUGUUGGAUUCUCUAUUCCGUUGCCUCUUUUUUUUUGUCUGUGUGAAUGUUUCGUCUUUGUGCAUGCAAUUAAGCAAGCGUGUGUGUGUGUGUGUGUUUGUGAGGGAGUGUGUAAGCGGUUGUGUCUGUCCUUGCACGCCUGGAUGUGUGUGUGUGUCUGCGUGUGUGUGUGUGUGUGUGUGCAUGCGUGCGUCCGUGUAUGUGUUUUCCUCUGGUGUUUUAACAUGUUCCAGUCAGAUUCGGAGUGCUAUUUCAAUGAAGGGAUUCUGUUUUUAUUUUAACUACAAGUAUUUUUUAAGGGUAACUCAGGAUUCAAGCAAAGUUUAAUAAUUAUUUUGCAAAUAUUAUUGUCAUGGGUGUUGAAUACACUUUUAAAUCAAAGAAAAUUUAAUCUGGAUGACUGAAGUAGUUUUUAAUCUUUUUAUGAACAACUUGGAAACAGCUACAAAUUGAAGCACUUGAACUGAUCUUUGGCGGAGGAGCUAGUGUGCCGACUAUCUGACACAAACUGUUUGCAUCCAUUCUAAUGUCGGAGGCGGAACGCUUCUCUUAAGUGUCAGCAGGAUGUACAUUAGGGGAUUUGCAGCAACGUUCCAUGGUUCGGCAAACCAUGUAACGGUAUAACCAUGAGGUUGGUCGUUGGUUUCACUGUUGUUUGCACAGGUUCUGUUUUCUUUCACAUUACUACCCCAUCAUUGAAAUUUUAGUGAAUCAGCACACUGAUAUUUAGACAAGCUUUUUCAUCCUCUCACUCCAACUGUCUUUUGCUUUGUCUUUUUCUUUGGCUUUCUUUCUUUGUUUCUCUCAAUCAUGUUGCGUCUGUCCUGCCAACCCGUGACCCAGGCCAGUGUGUACAGAAGAGAACCAGAGAUUCUCUUUCCAUCUGGUUUGGUUUUUAGCUGUGUUGAUUGAUUGUUUUUUUUUGUGAUGUGUGACUAGACGGGUGUAAAAACCAACAAAUCAACAAAUCCCAACCACAUUAGCUCUCCACUUUUAUCCGUAAAAACUUUCGGCAUUCCACUGAAACAAGACAUUUAAUUACAUACAGUUAGUUAAAUCCUAGCCUGUACCGAUAGCCCAUAAUUGUAUCAUCAUUUUUUGAGUAUGAAAUAUAAUUCAUUAAAGUAAUAUUCUAAUGACAAAAAUAGGUAGUGUGCACAUUUUAAUACCAAACAAGUAUUUAGCCUCUGCACAAAAACAGUAUGUGCAUAUAAAUAUGCUGUGUUUUUGAAUUAAUCACCUGAUUGCAUCUGUUUUGUACAUGCAGCUGGUAUACAUGUAUUGUACAUUGAGUCCCUGUAAUUACCUUUUUUCUUUUCCGCAUUUUUAUGUUCAAUCUAUUUCCGGGUCUUCAACUGUGGGUUAUAAUUUUUUCUUUUGGUGUUCUAUAUUUCGGCUUUGUUUGAGCAUUUCAGCAUCUCCCUUCUUUGUAUCAUAACCACUCUGGCCCUCGUUGUUUUUCUAUCACUGUUGUCUUAGUGUCAGUCCAGUCAACCAAUUGUCAACUUGACCCCUUUUAUUGGCUGAGGGACGUAAACGACACAUGUAGUCACAUAACCAUGAGGCAUGAGUCAGAGCUGGGGUCAACAUAGUGUGUGUGGCAGCAGCUCGGUGCACACUCUACGCAGAUAAGCCCUCACAGCCUCCAACCAGCCCAUCUGUCACUAAACUCGUGAUGUUAAAAGUUGACCAUUUGUUGGCCCCUCACUGUGCCCACCGCACAGUGUCCUCUGAUUGGUUGUGCCAUAAAUUCAUCUACCGAUGGCUGUUCACCCUUAUGUAGCAUUCAGAUGUGUGCAUUUAUUUAACGUAACAAUUCACCCAUAUCAAUGUUGUUGUUGGAGAAGGGGUGAUUUUUGUUAUUUAUAGCUUGUCAUAAACCACCAUCCAAGUAUCUGCAGUUCUCUCUUUUCUUUGUUUCAGUGUGUG